UGAAAGAAAGAAAAUUAUGGUUUUCCAAUUUCAACAUGAUAUGGACAUGCGUUGUUCGGGUGUGUCAUCCAUAGUUGGGAAGUAUUGUAAAAGUUGAGUCAUGAAGGCCGACCCCAGGACAUCUAGGUUGAGUGGGUUUGAAUGGUUGCAAGAGACUAUUGGAACACCCGGAGAGACGUACACAAUGUUGAGAAUGAAUGCAAAUGUGUUUUUUGAUCUUCAUGACAAGUUGGUGGGGGAGUAUGGCCUCAAAGAAACAUGCUUCGUUACCACUUAUGAGUCUCUAGCUAUGUUCUUGUGGACCUUGGGAGGGUGCAAAUCAAAUAGGAGAACCCAAAACCGUUUCAAACAUGGAGCGGAUACAGUCCACCGAAAGUUCCAUGAGGUUCUACAAUGUGUGGUCAAGAUGUCAUCUCACUACAUUAGGCCUCAAGACCCAAAUUUUCGCAUCGUGCAUGAUAGGAUUAAGCGUGACAAAAGGGCUUAUCCUCAUCUCAAAGACUGCAUUGGUGCAAUAGAUGGGACACAUGUCAGGGCUUCUAUUCCGGAAGGACCUUCAAAAGUAAGGUAUAUUGGAAGAACAGGUGCAACAACUCAGAAUGUGAUGGCAGUAUGUGACUUUGAUAUGCAUUUCACCUACGCUUCAAUUGGACAACCGGGUUCUAUGCAUGAUACAAGUGUGUUAUUCCAUGCAAUCGAAAAUGACAAGGCCACACUCCCGCAUCCUCCAAAGGGCAAGUAUUACCUAGUAGACGCCGGCUAUCCUAACAGGGAUGGCUAUCUAGCACCAUACAAAGGAGAACGCUAUCAUGUCCCCGACUUCCAGAGAGGUGCACCCCCAACUACUCCUAUAGAAAAGUUCAACCGGAUCCACUCCUCCAAGCGCAAUACCAUAGAGAGAACUUUUGGUGUUUGGAAGAUGAAAUGGCAAAUCUUGCUUAAGAUGCCAAACUACUCAAUCAAUACACAGAAGAUGAUUGUUGCGGCUACUAUGACACUACACAACUACAUUCGCCUCCAUGACAAAGAGGAUCUCCACUUUCUUCGGUGUGAGAGGGAUCCGGAUUAUGUUCCAACUAUUCCAGAUAGAUACAAGAAAUACGUUAUUCCUCCAAAUGCAUCAGAUGCUUCAACAUCGGCGGAAAGUACUCCUAAUAUGGAUUUGUUUAGGCAUGAACUUGCUACCGCCAUUGCUCUUAGUUGGUGA
Triticum aestivum (bread wheat) is the source of this 1207-nucleotide messenger RNA. RefSeq lists its product as uncharacterized. Lineage: Eukaryota; Viridiplantae; Streptophyta; Magnoliopsida; Poales; Poaceae. The transcript is spliced from 2 exons. The record is from RefSeq and is a predicted model, not a curated record. Bases 101 to 1207 code for a protein of 368 amino acids.